UUUGUCGUUUCACCGAACAUGUGGCUGCCGAUGAUCGCGAGCGUAUGGUAAAUGAUUCUUUCACAUGUGAGAUGUAAUACGCAUUCAAAGUAAUAACAAGUAAUAACACGUGAUUGUACAACAAUUGUCGAAAAGAGUAUUACGUGUACAUUACGUAAAAUGAAAACUGUUCCCACCAAUAUGUCUAUCGUAUCCUCAACAGUCAGUAGCGUGUCGUCUAUACUUAAAACCAGCGGAGUUAGAGAGCAGUUUAUUAAGCAGCCCGGCAAAAUAUAUUUUAAACUUCCGAAAGAUGUUAAAAAUAUAUUGUGUAAUUUUACAAAUGGCGAUGGGAUUAAAGAAUAUGAGAAGUUGAUAUAUUCGCUUAAAGAAGGUGCUGUAAAGGAUAAUGAUUUAGCAGAGUUUUUAACUGAGGCGAGGCAAUGUAUAUCCUUGUUAGAUCUUAGACACGAAUCAUUUGUUCAAGUACUUCUUCAAAUUGAAUGGACAACUAGAUCAUCAGAAGUGAUUUCCACUUAUAAACUCUUCUUACAAGAUUUAGUGUGUAUGCAAACACUUCAUAUAAAUAUCGUACUCAAUCGUCUAGUUGAAUUAUUCAAACCAGCGGAAGAUGUUAAUACUGAACGUGAAGUUGGACAGUUUAAAGAUGAGGAUAUAAAAAGGCUGAAUCACAUACAUGACAUACUGCAUAAAAUUUUGGAAGUAGUACCAAUGUCGAACAAAGUUUUACUACAAUCUCUUGUAUCACAAUUUCCAUAUAUUAUACAUGGCACUUAUAUACAUGAAGUUUAUAUUUAUGCAUUAUUACAAAUUCUAAAUUAUGCACCUCAGCUAAGAUCAAAUAUUUUAGUCUUCAUUAUUAACAGGCUAAUGAUGUUGGAUGUGAAUAUACCUCGUGAAGAAACUAGCAGUGAUAAGGAAGACGAUGUAAUGGAUGAUUGUAGCUAUAAUGAAAUAGCUGAUAAUGACAAUCUAACCAAAACAAACAUUAAUACAGACAAAAGAAAAACUGUUCAUCCAACUGCACGUACGCUGGACUCCUGCAUAGAAUUAUUUCUUAAAUAUAUGCAUAACUGUUGUUUCGUCAAUGACAUUCUACAAAUCGAAAACCUGAGGACACUAUAUUUUGAUAUUCUCUGCGCAUUUGAAGCAGCAAUAUUACCUACGCACGCCAGUCAGUACGUGCAGUACAUUAUGUUCUAUAUUUGUAGUUUUAGACCCGUGAUCGUGGACACGUUCACAAAUUGGUUAUGGCAUAAAGUAAUUGAUGUAAAUGUAGCACCAGUUCUACGGCAAACAGCUGUUUGCUAUAUUUCCAGCUUACAUGCUACUGCUUCAUUUGUCUCUCCUGGAUUCGUAAAACUAACAAUGUCUAAUUUGACGCAAUGGAUACACAAAUAUAUCAUUUCUCAAGAAAAUUCGGAAUACAUUAACGAUGAUGGAAAACCACACGCCGUGUUUUACUCUGUUUGUCAAGCGUUCUUUCACUUAUUUGUUGCGAGCUACAAGUAUUUUGUCGAAUCAAAAAAUGGGAUAUUAUUUCUUCAAAAUCUUGAUAUAUCGAAAAUUGUUACUUGUAAAUUAAAUCCCUUGAAGAUGUGUGAUAUCAAAAUUGUUCGCGAUUUCGCCGAUAUUACAAGCAUGUAUCAACUAGCCUACUGCUACGCCAUAAUUGAGAACAACGAGCGUAAUCAAUUACCUAUUUUUGGAAUGCAAACUCCUUUGCCUGUUGUGGUUCCUAACUUUUUUCCAUUCGAAUCUUACACAUUAGAGCAUAGUGGGCGAAGGAUAACUCCCUUAUUUCGUAAUAAUGUAACAAAUAUUGACAAAUUAGUUUAAAAAAGCGAAUAAAAAAUAUAUAACUUAUAUAUAUAUAAAUAAAUUAUAGUGCUGGAUUUUAAAUCAAAUUUGCAAAUAUUUUAUUCUUUCAAAUUCUUUUAGUAAUGUUUAAGUUGCACAGUGCAAUUUUUUAAAAUUUAUUGUAUUCUGAAAAAUUAUACACAGACAGUAUUAAAAUAAAACAUCUUUGAUGUUUAAUGCGUGUUAUUGCGUGGGAGUGGAAUAAGGACAGCGAAGAAUCUUGAGCGAAUCGAAUCUUAAGACAAACCAAGAGUCUUGGGUAAUUCGCUCCUUUCGUACUCGGUGUCUUGUUUGAUCUACCGAACUGCUCUGCUCAACACCGAGUGUCGCUCACUUUUCACAUCCGCGCUUAUCUCCUGUAACCUUCUCGAUCUCCUCCGUGACCGUAAACAUUUCUAUUCUCGCUUUCGCCGUUUUCCGAUCGCGUUAUUACACUACAUUAUAAUAUUUUUGAAUUAUUUUUUAUAAUUCGGUAACGAUUAUGUGGCUAUAUAAUCGCCACACAUCGUUUACAUGCUUUAAAAAAAUAGAAUACAUUUAUGUGUGUACACUUAAUUAACACUAUUAAUUUUAAAAAAUUAUUGAAUGUACGAAAAAUUAAUACUUCAGAAUAUUUAUUGAAAAGAUUAGAGUAUUUCAAUUAUUUUUUAUCCAGAUAUAUCUAUCUUAUAAUGAAUUCAGUAGACCUGGAUAAUAUCUUAUAUAAUACUAGAGUAUUUUACAGUAAUUAUACGAUCUUUAAGAUAAACUUGAUUGAUCAUACUAUAGUAUUAACUUGAUUCAGUGUUGAGAUGAAAUAGCACUGAACUAGUGUGAAAUUAAAACAGCAUAUGAUGAAAAAAAAACUGUUAAAUCAAGGAAUUGUGUAAUUAAAUAAACAAUUCUCUUGUUUAAAUUAAUCACUGAUUAAUUUAAUCAAAGUCAUUUUAAUUGCGUUUAGUUUUACCAUAGACAUAGCGAAAAAAUAAAUUCGGUAGAAUAAAUCGGAUAAAAAAAACCAAA
This is a messenger RNA of Monomorium pharaonis (pharaoh ant), 2862 nucleotides long. It is a transcript of the gene Tif-IA, whose product is annotated as RNA polymerase I-specific transcription initiation factor RRN3. The record is from RefSeq and is a predicted model, not a curated record. Gene Ontology annotation, biological process: transcription initiation at RNA polymerase I promoter. The coding region runs from base 160 to 1839 and encodes 559 amino acids. Gene Ontology annotation, cellular component: nucleus. The transcript has 8 exons. Lineage: Eukaryota; Metazoa; Arthropoda; Insecta; Hymenoptera; Formicidae. Gene Ontology annotation, molecular function: RNA polymerase I core binding; RNA polymerase I general transcription initiation factor activity.